Messenger RNA from Exophiala dermatitidis NIH/UT8656, 1851 nucleotides. Its product is annotated as crossover junction endonuclease MUS81. The coding region runs from base 1 to 1851 and encodes 616 amino acids. Gene Ontology annotation, molecular function: crossover junction DNA endonuclease activity; 3'-flap endonuclease activity; DNA binding. The record is from RefSeq and is a predicted model, not a curated record. Gene Ontology annotation, cellular component: nucleus; Holliday junction resolvase complex. Lineage: Eukaryota; Fungi; Ascomycota; Eurotiomycetes; Chaetothyriales; Herpotrichiellaceae. Gene Ontology annotation, biological process: resolution of meiotic recombination intermediates; DNA catabolic process; double-strand break repair via break-induced replication. The transcript has 2 exons.
AUGCCAGAAGACUGCGCAAACCCGCGCCUUGCGGAAUGGUUGAAAGAAUGGAUGGAUGAGGCCAAGGAAAGGAAUAGCAAGGCAUAUACAGUCUAUAAGAAAGCUUACGACUCGAUGAAAGCAUGUCCUCUGCGCUUCGAUCAUCCUUCCGAAGCCCAACAGCUCAAUGGUCUGGGGCCGAAGCUAUGUGACCGCCUCACCGACAAACUAAAAGAAUUCUGCGAUCAAAAUGGCAUUCCGAUGCCACCGAAGCGGGGAAAGAAAAGGAGGUCAGCUGCUGCCGCACUGUCUGAUGCAGAAGGUCGCCCCGAGACGGCACAGGAGUCUCCUGUCAGAAGAGUGCGCAAGUCCCAGCCAUAUGUCCCCAAAAUGAGGUCAGGCGCAUAUGCUCUGAUUCUAGCAUUGGCGACAUUGGACCGAGAAACGAACGCUGCCAUCGCAAAGAACGAGCUCAUGGCGUUGGCUCAACCACACUGUGACUCGUCGUUCUAUGCGCCCAGUGACCCCACCAAGUUCUACACUGCUUGGAAAUCCAUGCAGACUCUGGAGAACAAAGAGCUUGUAUGCACCAAAGGGCAUCCUACAAAGAGAUACUAUCUGUCUGACGAAGGAUGGGAGGUUGCAAUCCGGAUGAGGGCUACUCUAGAGGGACGAACACUACCACAGCCUAGUCCGCGAGGCAAGAAUAAGGCACCUGUUCGCGAGCCGGCCAUUCCACGAGACGCUUCAAUCGAGCCUGUCAGCAAGCGGAAUACUCCUGUUCUUGAACCAACGCACACCCGGCCAACAUCUCAACGACAGAGUGUCGUUGUCGAUCUGUCGUCCGAUGAUGACCCGGAUUGGCCUGUUCCUGAGCCAGAGAUGCCGACGCCCGCGGUCAAGAACAAUCAUACUGGCUCCCGGCUGCUUAAUGCUCAACCCUCCUCGGAAGACACCAUCCUUCUUCCUCAAGGCAGCUUCGAGGUAAGAAUGGUUCUCGACAUGCGAGAAGUGCGCACAACCACCGAUCGUGACUACAUCUCUGCAGAGUUGAAGAAAUAUGACGUCGUUCCUGUCCUCCGUGCGCUCCCUCUUGGAGACGUUCUGUGGGUUGCGCAGGUGAAACCUCCUUAUGGAGAGACACUCAAGGCGGCCAACGUGGGAGAUGAUGAAGAAGGUAACCAGGAAAUUGUCCUUGAACACAUCCUUGAACGUAAAAGACUUGACGAUUUAAUUGGAAGCAUCAAAGAUGGACGGUUCCAUGAACAAAAGUUCCGUUUACACAAGUCGGGGAUCAAAAAUGUCACCUAUCUGGUCGAAGAAUACUCACUUUCGGCGGAACGUAGUGAGAAAUACGGCGAUGCUCUGGAGAGCGCCCUUGCCAGUAUGCAAGUGGUCAACAACUUUUUCGUCAAGCAGACAUCCAAGCUGGACGACAGUAUCCGAUAUCUGGCGCGGAUGACAAAGACAUUGAAGGCCUUGUACGAAAGAAGAGAUAUCCACGUCGUGCCAUCUCGGAGAUUUGAAGCAGAGGCCGUUGCGAUUACGCUGGACCGGCUGAGGCGAGUGUCGCCGGGCAAGACGUAUGGAAUAACAUUCUCCGCGUUCGGCGCCAUGUGCGACAAGUCGGAGAGUAUGACUUUACGAGAUGUGUAUUUGAAGAUGUUGAUGUGUACGAGGGGUGUGACUGGGGAGAAAGCCAUUGAAAUCCAGAAGAUCUGGCCUACACCGCGCGCUCUUGCUGAAGCAUUUGAAGCGCGAAAAACAGGUCCGGAAAGGGAUAAUAUGAUCAGUGAACGGCUAGGGAAUGCGAUUCCCCGGAAGAAGGUCGCCAAACAGCUCAGCGCUAAAAUCGCAGAAAUAUGGGGGUGA